AUGGUUGCAAAGAUGUUGAUCGCUGCACUUUGCGUGGUGGCGCUGCUGAGUACAAAUGACGUGCUUGCACAGGGGAAAGGAAACAGAAACAAGAGAGUGAAAUGUAAUGAUUACGGGUACAGGAAGAGCUGCUAUGGAUACGAGCAAUACUGUCCGGAUGAGUGUGCGUAUAGGUGCGUGAUGGACUGCAAAAGUUGCAAGGCUGUUUGCCCGUGCAAUAAGCCCGGAGGCGUGUGCCAGGAUCCUCGAUUCAUUGGCGGAGAUGGCAUCAUGUUCUAUUUCCACGGUAAGAAAGACCAGAACUUCUGUUUGGUGUCGGACUCAGAGCUCCAUAUCAAUGCUCACUUCAUCGGCAAGAGAGGCGAAGGAAUGGGCAGAGACUUCACGUGGGUGCAGUCCAUUGGAGUGCUGUUCGGCGGUAACCGCCAGCUCUUCCUAGGAGCCAACAAGGUGUCCUCCUGGGACGAUUCCCUUGACCAACUCGCCAUUGCCUUGGACGGAAAAUUCAUCCAACUUUCUAACCAGGAGGGAGCCACUGCCACUCUACCUCUGUCUUCUUCCAAUCUGAAAAUCUUUCGAUCUGACAAAACUAAUGCGGUGACGGUUAAGGUGGAGAACAAGUUUAUGUUUACAGCCCGCGUUGUGCCCAUCACUCCCGAGGAGUCUGGAAUCCACAACUACGGAAUCACCUCCGAGUCGGAGCACUGCUUUGCCCAUCUGGAGCUGAGCUUCAAGUUCUACUCUCUCAGUCCCCGUGUCACCGGUGUGCUUGGGCAAACAUACGGAGCAGAGUACAGGAGCCCCAUUAACCUGGGCGCCGCCAUGCCAGUGGUGGGAGGUGAGGCCGAUUAUGUGACGACCAAUCUGUUUGCCAUUGACUGCAAAGUUGCUAUUGUUCAUGCUUCAUUGCUUCUCCGUGUGACAGAUUGUUUUAGCUUGCAGAAGAUCUUUAGGCUCUUCCAAUCUGGGGUUUCAGGCAAUUUUUUGUUGUGUGCUUAUGGAUAG
This is a messenger RNA of Cryptomeria japonica (Japanese cedar), 1005 nucleotides long. RefSeq lists its product as uncharacterized. NCBI's taxonomy places the organism in Eukaryota, Viridiplantae, Streptophyta, Pinopsida, Cupressales, Cupressaceae. Bases 1 to 1005 code for a protein of 334 amino acids. The record is from RefSeq and is a predicted model, not a curated record. The transcript is spliced from 4 exons.